Messenger RNA from Diachasma alloeum, 2143 nucleotides. RefSeq names its product putative fatty acyl-CoA reductase CG5065. Gene Ontology annotation, biological process: long-chain fatty-acyl-CoA metabolic process. Gene Ontology annotation, molecular function: alcohol-forming very long-chain fatty acyl-CoA reductase (NADP+) activity. Gene Ontology annotation, cellular component: peroxisome. NCBI's taxonomy places the organism in Eukaryota, Metazoa, Arthropoda, Insecta, Hymenoptera, Braconidae. The coding region runs from base 224 to 1711 and encodes 495 amino acids. The record is from RefSeq and is a predicted model, not a curated record. The transcript has 5 exons.
CGUAGUUUUUCUGAGUAUACAACCGCAAACUGAAAUUUGCGUGCAGAAGACAUUACUUUUGCCCGGACAAUUAUCGAUAACGCUAUCCUCGUGCGACAACACCCCACUAUUCCAUGUCACAUUUACAAGCGGCCGUUUAUUCAUCACUUCUUUGUAGUCCGGGUAACACUACUCUUUCUUUUAAUAUGUAACGACCCAAAGUAACGAAACUAUUCAUAAAAAAAUGAGCGUAGAAAAAUUAUCUGUGAUUGAUUUUUACGAAGGCAAAUCGAUAUUCAUCACCGGUGGUACUGGGGGCAUAGGUAAGCUCCUGCUGGAGAAACUACUGAGAUGUUGUCCGAAAGUUGGAUGCAUUUAUCUGCUUGUUCGAGCCAAAACGGGAAAGAUGACGACUGAACGGUUAUCAAAUCUACUUGAUUCACCGGUGUUCGAUCGGCUUCGCCGCAGCGGUCCGAAUGUCUUCUCAAAAGUCAGGAUUGUGGAAGGAGACUUGACCCUCGCCGAUUUGGGCCUCUCCGAAGUGGACAAAAAAAUUUUGACAUCAAACAUUUCUAUCGUGUUUCAUUGUGCCGCUAAUGUUCGAUUUGACAUGCCCCUGGAGGAAGCAGUAGACAGUAAUGUUUUCGGGACUCGACGGCUUCUCAAACUCUGCCAGGAGAUGACCGAAAUCGAGGCAUUUAUACAUGUCUCAACGCUCUUCUCGACAUGCCACAACAAAAUAAUCGAGGAAUGCAUUCCCUCCAUCCCGGCCAUCAGCGGAGUAAUAGACUUCACCAAGAGCGAUGAUGAUCUCCUGAAGGCGAUACCUCCGGAGCUAGUGAGGAAGUGGCCGAAUACCUACACUUUUUCAAAAGCCCUGACAGAGAUAAUGCUGAAGGAUCUGCGAGGUAGACUACCUGUGAGUAUCGUUCGGCCGUCGGUCGUGCUGUCCUCCUGGAAGGAGCCGAUGCCCGGGUGGAUCGACAGUUUCUACGGCCCCACCUGGAUGAUUGUUAACGAAGCGUUAGGCAUUUUGAGAACUGCCGUGCUUGACAUCGAUAGAACAGCUCAUGGCAUUCCGUCGGACAUGGUUAUCAACCUGCUGCUCUGUGUGGCGCCUAAAACUAAGGACGAAGGACUGGAGAAGAUCGGGGUCUACAAUUUAUGCUCGGGCGGACGAAACCGUAUGGAUGUGAAGCUGCUGUUCCAGGAAACUCGGAAAACUUUCAGCACGUAUCCACUGAUGGCAGCGAUCCGAUACCCAAAUCUCACGCUCAGGAAGUCACGAAUCACUCACGCGAUCGCAUCUGCUGUGCAGCAUCGUCUCACUGCCUACGUCUUCGACCUCAUCGCCUUGUGUACUUUCAGAAAACCCAGGAUGUCCCGCAUUCAUGACUCGUUAUCCCGAAUUGCUAAGUACACGUCAUUUUUCGGCAUCAACGAUUGGACGGUCUUCGAUCAUAAUGUGGAGGGACUUGAUGCGGAGCUGAGUGAAAGGGAGCGGGAGAUUUUCUACUUUGACGUGGGGAAAUUUAGCUGGGAGUCCUUCCUCAGGGAUUAUGCACUGGGGAUAAGGAAACAUCUGAUGAAGGAGGACCUCGAUAAUUUGGGGGACGCGGUCGCAAGGAUGAAGAAAUUUUACUGGAUCGAGAAGGUCCUCCAAUCGGUCGUUUCCGUCGCUUCGCUUUUUACGAUUUACGUUUUGAUCAAGCGCAGACGUAGGCGAGGGUAAACCUUCGAGCAAAUGUUUAGGAAUAUCUAUUCUCAAGUAUUCUAUUCUGAAGUUCAUGUUUACCCAAAAGAUCGGUGAUGAAAGAAUUCAAUUGUGUUCAUCAUUUUCAUAAUUUUUCUUAUUAUCGUUAUCAUGGAGGAGAUUUUUCUCAUUUAAGUCACGUUAUAACUUCAGGUCGCAAGGAUGAAGAAGUAUUUUCUUGAUUGUUGUGGUGGUAGGGGAAUAAAUCUGUCCAGGGGACUGAUACUAUUCUUCUGUGCACAGAUUUUAUUGGAUCGAGAAGGUCCUGCAAUCGGUCGUUUCCGUCGCUUCGCUUUUUACGAUUUACGUUUUGAUCAAGCGCAGACGUAGGCGAGGGUAAACCUUCGAGCAAAUGUUUAGGAAUAUCUAUUCUCAAGUAUUCUAUUCUAAAGUUCAUGUUUACCAAAAAGA